Seminavis robusta is the source of this 2358-nucleotide messenger RNA. NCBI's taxonomy places the organism in Eukaryota, Bacillariophyta, Bacillariophyceae, Naviculales, Naviculaceae. The record is from the annotation of a GenBank genome assembly.
UAAUGCUUUCAAUUGCUUCAUGGCAUCAACACCUCUUGCCUCUUGCUUCACUCGAUCGCUCUCAAUUCUCAAUAUCGUCCUUCGGCUUGGAUCCUUCCUUUUGACGGUGCACGGCCAAUCGAUCAAUUGACGACAAUGAGACAACGUCGUGGCGCUCCUGUCGAAGACGAGUCUUCGUCGUCUUCUGAUGACGAUGAUGAUGCCUUUGCCAGGCUUUCGAAAAGCAAGGGCGGCAAGGACAAUAAGAACAAGACCAAAUCAACUGGGGCAUCCCAAGAUGCUACUAGUGGCACGUCCGUAAAGCUACCAGCAUCCACAACGUCGUCCAUGAAACGCCAUCAUGUGGCCAGCAGUGAUUCCCGAAAGCAAAAGAUGAAUGCGCUGUUGCAAGAAUUGGAGGUGGAAAAAGCCAGGCGACCUUUAUCGCAACCCGCGCGGCAAAUGGUGCCCGAAAAGAAAGGAUCCUUUGUGCCGCCGGAAGAAGAACACUUGACUACCAACAUUUUUGUAGGCAAUCUGGCUCCCAGUAUUACCGAAGAAGAGAUUACAGAUUUCUUUGGACAGUUUGGUGACUUGUACUCUGUCAAGGUCAUGUGGCCCCGGACACCCGAGGAACGAGCCAGGAAUCGCAAUACGGGAUUUGUCUGCUUUAUGCAUCGAGAAGAUGCCGAAGAAGCCAUCAAGUUUGAUGAACGGGAUGUCUUCAAGGUGGGACGCAGAAUCAUGAUGCGCUGGGGCAAAAAUGUCAAGAAAAUCAUCAAAGCGGGAACGGGAGGAGUGGCGGUGGCAUCACAAAAACAACGACAACAGCAACAGCAAACCAAGAAGUCGACAACCACAACAAUAGCCUACUCGGACAGCGCCAACAGGGCUGCGGCGAAUCGUCAAAAGGAACAGGUGCAAACACACGGCACUAAUGUCAAUAACGCGACAAUCACAAGUUUGGCACCGUCCUCGGCGUUUGGAACCAUUCCAACCUAUGUACCCGAAACACACCAAACAAACGCUGUAGUGGUACAAGUACCACCCAUACCCUCCCGCGCCCACUUUAUUUCCACCGUGGCAUCCUUUGUCGCCAAGGAUGGAUCCAUUCUGGAAGAAAAACUCAUUGAAACAGAAGCAGCCAACCCCGAUUUUGCAUUCCUCGUCAUGCCACCCAAAGCCAGUCAACAACACGCCAAUAGUCCACAAUUUCAGCACUGGUUGGAACACAUUUACUACCGAUGGCGGGUGUACAGUUUCAGUCAGGGAGAUAGUUUUCGUCAAUGGAGGGCUGCACCCUUUGUCAUGACGCAUCCGAACAAUGGUGGUGUCUUUUGGAUUCCGCCACCCAUCAACGUGGAAGCGGCUCGUCAGGAAGAUUUGGAACAAAAGAUGCGCGACGAAGAUCGGGAUUUGCAAAAGAAACAGCGCCGCAGGAGAAUACGAACCGGCCGUCAACUGGAAACCGGUGGAGGAGAAUCGUCGGCGCAUUUGACUCGAGCGGAAAUGGAGCAAUUCCAUCGGCUGGUACGAACACAGUUGUGUGCAUCUCGUGAAGCCAUUUGUCAAGCCAUGGCAUUUUGCUUUGAGAAAAGCAAGGCGGCCGACCAGAUUGCCAGACUGCUGAAAGAGUUGCUUUUGGAGGACGACAAGACGUGUGCGGGCAUUUCUGUCGACACGAGGAUUGCACGAUUGUACUUGCUCUCGGAUAUUCUCUUUAAUUCGCAACAACCAGGAGUCCGGAAUGCAUUUCUGUACCGUGACCGCAUUGAACGCAUGGCUCCAGAAGUAUUUGCUAGUCUUGGCAAGCAUGGAAGCGAGACUGGGUUAGGCAGAAUGUCCAAGAACAAAUUGUCAUCCUGUGUCAGUGCCGUGCUCGGGGCUUGGACCAAUUGGGGUGUUUAUAAUCCUCUGUUUCUCGAUGAGGUGCAUGCUCGCUUUGAGGGUAGAGAAGUCAAACAGGAUGAUUCGGAUGCCAAUGCAGAGAACGGCGCAGAAGAGACGCCUCCAGAAGACACUCCCAAGGUGGAAGCAGCCAAAGUCAUCUCGGAAUCUCAACGCCAGGAAUGGGCGCAAGUCAGCAGUCACCAGGAUGAGCGAAUGGACACAUCCAUUAAUAACCCCAACGAUGACGAAAUGCCGCCUGCGGGCUUGCCUUCAGGAAACAGGAAGCGAAAGGCUGCAAAAUCCGGCGAUGAUGAUGGUGGUGAUGACAUUGAUGGUCAUAGCUUGGAUUCAGAGGAGAUUGACGAAGAGGAUACAUAUGGAAGUGAUCUGGAUGGUGAAGCCCUUACUGUGGAAGAUUUUGAUGGGAUGGAUCUACAUGAGGAUUUCCUUGCUGAGAUUCGUAACAUUGCAACGAUAAUCGCUACGUAG